UCUUGCUUGCUUGACGUAGGUGGUGGUCGAAGUACUGGUGGUGGUCGAAGUACUAGUGGUGGCAGAGGUGGCAGGAGGAAAGUUAGUGCUGUUGCCUCUACUGCUCAUCAUUCCUUCCUCGUCCUCGACUCACAGUAUUCGUCUUCUCCUCUCCUCUCCUUUCCUCUCCUUUCCUCUCCUUUCCUCUACCCUACUUCCCUCGUCCCUUCGUCUUUCGCCUUCCCCCAUUGUUUUCCUGCUACGUCUUUGCUGCAGCCCGAACCCACCUAUCCGCCCAUGGUCUGCCUGCAGAGCCGCCAUCAUGGCCCCGUUGCCAGCAGUAGCCUCGCCUCUCAUGUAUCGAUGCUUCAUAAAACAACACGCGUUGCUCCAACCCUUGCCGUCUCUUUCCAAGCUUACAUGUAG
This is a messenger RNA of Bipolaris oryzae ATCC 44560, 405 nucleotides long. RefSeq lists its product as uncharacterized. NCBI's taxonomy places the organism in Eukaryota, Fungi, Ascomycota, Dothideomycetes, Pleosporales, Pleosporaceae. The transcript has a single exon. The record is from RefSeq and is a predicted model, not a curated record. The annotation marks the transcript as partial.